AUGGACAUCAACAUGGUGCUGUUGUUGAUGAUGACGUUAGGACUUUUUAACCGUGGGAUACACUGUCAAACAAUCGAGUUUGAAUCUGGGGAGGGUUUCACCGCUAUAGACCCCACAACAGUGACCGAUGCGAGCAAUUAUAUAGACCCCAAAGACACAGGUUCCUACUUGUUCUUAUCAGACUCUGAUAUAGAUCAAAAGCCACUCUCCCUAAAUGUUCUGGUUCAACACUUCCGGUCCGAUAGCGCCCUCUACUUCCGUGCGCAUCCAACGUUUAUCACAUGUCUACAGGCGACGUUGACCAGUCUUAGGAAACAAGACUUAAGAGCGAACAUUGUAUCAGCGUUUAAGACGAAUUCGGAUGUACUAGGAAGUACCAAGAUACAGGACCUUUACGCCAGAAGUGGCACCGGUGCCACGCUAAAGUUUCGACCAGGGGUUUUAGGAGAUAUCCGUGAAAUUGCCAAUAAUGCCAUCAAAACAUGUUCCUUUCUGUUCUCGGUGAUUCAACGCGACGUCGGUGUGGUGCUGAUGAUGGACUCUGUCCACAUUUUUAUGACAGGAAGCCUUGAUACAACCCCGCAGUUCUCGGUGGAUGGGUACACUGGCGGCAUGACAAGCGCCACCUUCCAUACUUACGCCAUGACAAAACUAGGGGAGGCAAUCGAACCGGAAGUUGUUCCAAAGGAUUGCAGCUCCUUCUCCAGUGUACCUAAUGGUGAGAUGUUUCCCUCUUGGGCCACGGACGCCGGGAGCGUAGUAGGCGAUCCUGACGUCCCCAUCCUCAGAGAGAACACUGCAGAUUUCAACAGGUUAUCACAGUACAUGGGAACAAACGUUGAGUUCGUCAAUCACGAGAGAACGUCGGCUUGGUGCGGGUUUGUGGGCCAGCCUUGUGUUGACUGUCGGGCAGCCAUUGUGGGAAAUGCUCUUUCUCAGCGGUGUGCAGCCAGGACAAUGAGUUACCGGAUGCACAAGAUCAUCAACACUCUACAGAAGUUUGUUCGAUAUAACUUGACGUCUACAGAUACGCUGAAGAUCGUGAAGGCUUGGGAUGAACCGUACGCUGAUGCUACCAGUGGUGAUGUUACCUACAGUCGUCUGCACACAGAGGGACGAGCGGUGGUCGUCCAACUCGUUACGGCAAAUACGCCCACCAACCUGGAAGAAGUCAGUCACUUCGCCAUUUGUGCAGGAGCGGACUUCAUAUCACAUCAAGGUGACAAACUAGAGAUAGCAGUAAAGAAGAUGAGUGGGACAACAGCAAAAACCGUCGCUUUCCAGCUGGCAACCUUCAUCGCUGUAGAACCACCAACUGCCAUGGCUGCCGCCUACGAGUUCCCGGCUGAAUUUACAGAUGAGGAUAAGGAAAACUAUCCUUUGCUCUACGGAAAAGGGCGGGGUCAUGUAGAAUUGGAGGAAAACACUUUCCUGUCCCAGUUUAUGUCGUCAGAUGACAACUACCAGUACUUCCGGUUACAUCCCAGCAUUCCCAAGUGUUAUUCUAAGCUACUUAUCCAGCUGAACCGUGCUAAUACUGUCGUAAUCGACCUAGUGAUCAUCCGAGGCUACAUAGCCGACCCGGAGCAGGUGUCUCUCUUUAGUCAGGCGACAGACGACCGUUACAACACUCACACUCUUGGCUUGGCCAUGCAGUUAAAGUUUGCUGAAAACACAUCUUCGACUUACACGCCGGCAUUUCUGUUGGAGGAAAUCGUCAAGGUGUGUGGACCGCUUUUCAACCUCGAAAAUGAGGCGAUAGGGCUCGGCCUGUACGAGGAUAGUGUGUUCGUCGAUAUGCGUGACUUGUUUGAGGUUUGGGUGCAAUCCGACUCUCUAAUACCAUACCCAGGCAUGGACAUAAUUGAUUACGAUAACUUCCUGGAAACACUACUUACAGCAGCCAUUGAGGGACGAAUAGUCGACCCAGAUGAUCCCGAAGAAGCAUGCAACCUCGCCGUUAUUCCUCUCAAACAAUCACCAACAUACCAGUACCAGUUACCGGAAGUCAUAAAUCGUAGACGGAAACGGUCUGCCACCCCUGAUGUCUGUACACCGGAUGACAGCACCAGCUUCUGUCUAUCAACAGUUUCCAACAGGAACUCCGAGGCGGAACUGGUGUGGGCGGACAUCAACCGCCAUCACAUCUAUCACGAACCCUCCUCGGAACUGCAUGACGCCGUGAAAGGUUGCUUCACCGACUGUGGCACAUGUUUGGAAGGGUCGAUUUACGAGAGGAAGCACAUGCACUGCAGUAAUAUGGUACACUGGAUUCCAUACCCGAUGUUGAACGACGAGCAUAAUGUGACGAACUUCUUCUCACGCGAUAAGCGAUGGAGCAAAGAGCUCGCCUGCUUUCUACCUGGUCAUCACUGUAUACAUAAAGCCCCCGCCUACGCUAAGCUUGCCCCACACGGGUACCGCGUGUACCGCCCUAACCCACAAAAGGCUCCAAGUGAGGAACUGUAUUCCAAAGAGGAGAACCCGUCCCCUCUCAUGUCCAUCCUGGAAGAGACUUACGCCAUCAACGCCAAGGGCCAGGUCACAUUCUGGGUCGAAGAUGAGGUUGACAUGAAGGCCAUGGAGGUCCCAUUCCAGACAGUGAUGAUGUACAACCAUGACGUCACCCUUGUGGUUAUCUACGUCAGAAACGCUGUCAGUAUUAAUGCUGUGUCAGAAGUAGUGGAGAGCUUUAUUGAAAACAUGGCGACGACUGGAUGUACUCUGUAUACACGGAAAGUACUUUCUCCAUACACUGUCGGAACGAUUCCUACCACCCAUGUGGUAAAAAGAGAUACUACCGCCCACAUGUAUGCCAGGGACAUUGAUUAUAUGAACGAGUGGCAGGGGCAACCUAUCAGGAACUUUGCAAAUCUUCAACCGUAG
Messenger RNA from Ylistrum balloti, 2886 nucleotides. RefSeq lists its product as uncharacterized. The record is from RefSeq and is a predicted model, not a curated record. The transcript is spliced from 17 exons. Bases 1 to 2886 code for a protein of 961 amino acids. Gene Ontology annotation, molecular function: patched binding; calcium ion binding. Gene Ontology annotation, biological process: regulation of gene expression; smoothened signaling pathway; cell fate specification. NCBI's taxonomy places the organism in Eukaryota, Metazoa, Mollusca, Bivalvia, Pectinida, Pectinidae.